Molecule: messenger RNA, 1377 nt
Organism: Fundulus heteroclitus (mummichog)
Lineage: Eukaryota; Metazoa; Chordata; Actinopteri; Cyprinodontiformes; Fundulidae
Product: putative fibroblast growth factor 1
Exons: 3
Coding region: 403-1005 (200 amino acids)
Biological process (GO): positive regulation of protein phosphorylation; animal organ morphogenesis; positive regulation of gene expression
Cellular component (GO): cytoplasm
Molecular function (GO): growth factor activity; fibroblast growth factor receptor binding
Source: RefSeq, a predicted model, not a curated record
AUUAAUGUAGAAGCGAUCUUGCAACAUUCAUGCAAGAAUGCGGUUUCAAACGCCUUCGGCCAGUUAUUUAUUAGACUAUCACAACUUGUAACAUUUCCAGCCGGGAGGAUAUUCAUAACUGCGUGUUCCUUUUGUUAUCUCUGUUUGCUGUUUAUUUUGUUGUCUGGCCUAGCUCUGCUUUCAGGUGCAACGUUACGUCACCAUCAUCUGGAAAUGAUUUUCAAAGUGAAGUUCAGUCUGGGAAUAUGUACUGUCAUGUUCCUGCUCAGCCUGGCCUGAGUCCAGUUUGGAUCCUUGAAUGGUUUUAGCACAACAGACGUAAAAAAAAAAACAGCAGAAGAGGGAGGUUCUCAUUUUGGGAAGGUUAAAAAGGAGAGCAUUUCUUUUAAUCAAACAGCUCAUAUGGCGCGGUCCUGUCCUUCAUGCCUCCCUUCAUGUCUCAGGCGUAGCCCACAAGGUCUGGAUGCUGAGCAGAGCGGUUCUCCUCUGUCUUUGCAGAGCCAGGAACCUCGCUCUGCCUUGUCUGCGCCUCAGACUCUGCGUGGGAUGUCUGAGAGAGAUGUGACAGUGUUCCCGUUUGGCCCCGUGUCUCUGGACCUGUCGAACCAGGAGCAGCCUACGCUGACCAGGCUCUACUGUCAGAAUGGAGGCUAUCACCUGAGGAUUUUAUCGGACGGAACGGUGAAUGGUGGAAGGCAGGAAAAUGACACCUAUGACAUUCUGAGGCUGAAGGCGGUGAGCGUGGGAGUGGUGGUCAUCAAAGGGGAGGUGACGGGAAGGUACCUGGCCAUGAACAAAAACGGACACCUCUACGGAUCACAAACACUGAACGAUGAGUGUUACUUUUGGGAAAAAUAUGAAGAGAACAACUACAACACAUAUCGCUCCCAGAAAUACAGCUGGUAUGUCGCUUUAAAGAGGAACGGCCAACCCAAAAGGGGACCGGACACCCAGCAGGGUCAGAAGGCAAUCUGUUUCCUGCCGAGGCCUGCAGGCAACGCGUAAACCGAGAAGAACCGUGGAAAAACACCGAGGGUUUUAGUUCACACAAUUUGAGCUGGACAAAGUAUUGUAAAGGUGACUUUGAAAGAGUCCAUGGCGUUAAAACCUGAGAGAAACAGAGAAAGCCGUUUAGCGGUUCCUUUAACGUAGCAACCCGAAUGUUUAUCCGUCCACAUCAGCUGACGGAAAAACUUUUCAAUGUACACAUUUGAGCUGACGUCAAAAACGAUCUCUGGUUUAUGAGCAUAAAGCCUCCCUUCUCACAGUGCCUAGAGAUUUUAUCAGGCUACAGUGCAUGUCUCUGCUGCCAAACGAGCAUUCGCUUUGAGCCUUGGUUUGUAAUACCUCUGCCGGGAGAAAAGAGAUGUGCAGCUU